UCGGCAUUCUGUUGCCCACGCCUGCCGGUUGCUAGGAGUUGUUGACGCUGCAGGCAAGCAGAGGCCUUACAGCAGGCCUCUGCUGGCCAGGGGAGCGGGGGCUGGCGGGCUCGUCUCUUUCUAGGUGAUUAGUGCCUGGCCGGAGCCGAACCCGUCAGGAGCAAUGGAGCCUGGGAAGAGACGAACCAAAGAUGAUACUUGGAAAGCAGACGAUCUCAGGAGACAACUUUGGGCUGUGCAGUCUGGUGGUGCUAAGGAAGAGAAGAAGCACAGAGAAAAGCAGCUGCGCAAGGAGUCAGAAGCGGACAUUACUGACCACAAGGAGCACAGGGAUCCUGACCGAGAUAUACAGAGGCACAGGGACAGGGCCCCUGACAGAGAGGCCCGCAGCUCCAAGGAGAACCCCCGCAGGGAGGGGGACCGGGAAAGAUAUGGGGAGAGGAGGAAGGACUCAAGAGAUUGGGAGAAAGAGAGGCCACGAGAGAAACAUCGAGAACAAGAUGCAGAGAAGUCUCGUAGCAAAGCCAAGGACAGAGAAAAGGAAAAGGAGAGGAGGCUGAGGCGAGAGGAGCUCCGGCAAGCUACCGCCCACCGUGACCUCCUGGAGUGGGAGGCAUGGCCUGACAGAGGGGAGAAGAAGGUGCGCUCAGUAAGUAAAGUAAGAAUUGAAGAGAAAGAAAGGAGAGAUGAAGACCCUGAAAGAGGAGAUGAAGACAGAGAAAGAAGAUACCGCGAGAGAAAGCUGCAGUAUGGCGACAGCAAAGAGAACCCUCUCAAGUACUGGCUCUAUAAAGAAGGGGAGAGAAGACACAGGAAGAAACAUCGAGAAAAAAACAGCACCAGGGAAAAAAGAGAAAAGUAUUCCAAAGAGAAGAAUAGCUUGUUCUCUGAUAAAGAAGGGGAAGAAAGACAUCGAGAGAUACGACAUAAAGAAGGCUUUCAUGUCGAUGAGAGGCACCGAAGCAGUGCAGAGAGAAAAGAGAGGUCAUCGAAGGAAGAAUACAGGAAAAGGGAGCCCGAGAGUGGUGAACACAGAAACCAAGGUGCACACUUGAGAAGAGAUGGUACUGGCAGCCAGCAUGCAGAGAACUUAGUACGAAGUAAUGGGAAAGGUAAAGAUUCAAGAAGGAAGCACAGCCGUGAGGAGGGCCAGGUUUCAGGGAAGUCAGCUCUGAGGCAGAAUGCUGAAGAAGCUGUGGAAAUUGAGAAGGAAGACACUGACUUAGCGAAUGCUGGAGUUGAUGAAUACCCAGUCACUUUUGAAGAUGAUUUUGAAGACUAUGAGGAUGAUUUUGAAGUUUGUGAUGGAGAUGAUGAUGAUAGUAACAGGUCUGAUUCAAAAGAAAAAACUGAAGAACUUCCUCUAGCUCGAAAAAGGGAAAUACAGGAAAUUCAAAAAGCCAUUAAUGCAGAAAAUGAAAGGAUUGAGGAGUUGUCUUCACAGCAGUUUCAGAAGCAGGUUUGGCUGGAGAAUGACAAGGAUCCCCGGGCAGAUCCAAACAGUUCCCAUUCCAGAGCCCCUGUUUGUGGAAUUUUUGUGGAUUUUGCAACAGCCUCACGCCGUCAAAAGAGUCGGACUCAGGCCCUUAAGCAAAAGUCAAGAAGUACAAAACUACUUCGGCUUAUUGACUUGGAUUUUUCAUUGACUUUCUCUCUCUUGGAUCUACCACCAGUUAAUGAAUAUGACAUGUAUAUCAGAAACUUUGGGAAGAAAAAUACCAAGCAGGCAUAUGUUCAGUAUAAUGAAGAUAAUGUUGAAAGAGACAUUCAAACUGAAGACAUAGAAACCAGGGAAGUGUGGACCCAACAUCCCGGAGAAGGAGCCAUUGUGUCUGGAGGUAGUGAAGAAAGAGAAACAUCUGAUGCUACAGUUGUACCAAAGAUUGAUACUCCAAGGUUAUCUAACUUUCUCCGGAAGGCCUGUCAGGUGAUUGCCAUUUUGCUUGAAGAGGAUCGUUUGGCUGCUGAACCCACCUGCAAGCUCAGGACUCAAGACAACACCUUGUCUAUCAGUGACAGUGCCUCCCAGUUGAAUACUGGCCUGCCAUUCCUUCAGAAUCGGAAAGUAUCCUGCUUGCAUGCCUCUCAAGUUCAGAGACAGACAGUGGUCUCUGUCCAUGAUUUACCUGGAAAGGGGUUUGCCCAGCCUCUAGACCACAGAUACAUCCUCUGUGUGUGGGACAUUUGGCAGCCUUCAGGGCCCCAGAAGGUUCUGAUAUGUGAGUCCAAGGUCACAUGUUGCUGCUUUAGCCCUUUUAAAGCAUUUCUGCUGUUUGCUGGAACUGUGCAUGGUUCUGUUGUUGUGUGGGAUUUGAGAGAAGAUUCUAGGAUACAUCCUUAUGUGAAGCUGAGCAAUUGUUCUUGGACGUUCAGGAUGCCCACAUUUUCCACUGAUGGAAUCCUGACAUCUGUAAACCACCAGAGUCCUCUUCAAGCUGUAGAACCUAUCUCCACAUCUGUCUGCAGGAAGCAGAGUUUUGUGCUUUCGCCCUUCUCUACAGAGGAAGGAACAUCGGGUUUGUCAUUCCACAUUGCUUCCUUGGAUGAGAGUGGGGUUCUCAAUGUGUGGGUGGUGGUUGAAUUGCCAAAGGCGGAUAUUGCAGGUUCCAUAAGUGAUUUAGGCCUCAUCCCUGGAGGGAGGAUUAAGUUGGUGCACAGUGCUGUGAUCCAGCUGGGUGGCAGACUUUCCCAUGAAGAUAGUGAAUUCUGGGGCACCACACAAACCCUGAGCAUCAAGUUUCUGCCUUCAGAUCCUAGUCACUUUAUUGUGGGCACAGACGUGGGUCUUAUAAAUCAUGGCACAAGACAGGAUUUGAAAGUCUCUCCCAAAUCGUUUAAACCUCAGCAGUGCGGGCUAAGAGCAGUGAAGGUUAAUGUGAUUGACUUUUCACCAUUUGGAGAACCAAUAUUCUUGGCUGGCUGCUCAGAUGGCAGCCUCCGGCUGCAUCAGAUGACCUCGGAAUGGCCGCUGGCACAGUGGGAUGGCAGCACUCGGGGGCACGCCAUCACCGGCCUGCAGUGGUCCCCAACACGGCCAGCCAUGUUCCUAGUGCAAGAUGCUGCAUCCACCGUGUAUAUUUGGGACCUCUUGCAGAGUGACCUGGGCCCUGUGGCUACACAGCCCAUCUCCCCAGACAGGUUGGUGGCCAUGACUGUCACAGGGGAGCCUGAGAGGCCUGGUGGCAGCUUUCUGGCCCUGGUACUGGCCAGGUCCUCGGGCACCGUGGAUGUUCAGUACCUGAAGAAGCAGUGGGCAGCCACCCAGGUGGAGGAGAUCCAGUGGCUGCGCCUGUUCCUGCAGGAGGCCCCCACGGAGCGAGGCCACGGAGGGUGUGGGCAUGUCACGAAGGCUAUGUGUGUGUAGCACCCAGAGUGAAUCCUACAUCUGCGUUCAUUGUUCUGUAUAUAGAAUAUGUAUGUCCUGUACAUAAUUUCCUUUACAGAAGAUUACUUCAGUGUUCCCAAUCAUUAUUUUUGAAUAGAAAUGAACAUUUUUAUACAUACUAAACUUUAGAGGAAAUUCUGAGUCAUGUCUGGUAUACUCUUUUCUGAGAGUAUUUCUGCCUAUUUUUAGAAGGGCUUUAAAAUAUUGUCACAUUUAUUAUUAGAUUUUCAAACA
Molecule: messenger RNA, 3619 nt
Organism: Fukomys damarensis (Damara mole-rat)
Lineage: Eukaryota; Metazoa; Chordata; Mammalia; Rodentia; Bathyergidae
Gene: Dync2i1
Product: WD repeat domain 60
Exons: 25
Coding region: 164-3364 (1066 amino acids)
Biological process (GO): intraciliary transport
Cellular component (GO): cytoplasmic dynein complex
Molecular function (GO): dynein heavy chain binding; dynein light chain binding
Source: RefSeq, a predicted model, not a curated record